AUGGCUGUACAAGAUGCGGAGGAAUACGACUUUGACGAUGACGACCUGGAUGCUUUACCCGAGAACGACCUUGUCGAACUAGAGAACACCGCAAUCCGUUCUACACAAAGACCCACAGGCACGUUUGCAACCUUAGGAACGACUGCUCCAAGAGCUACAAGACCGACUAUUGAUGAUUACGGCUUUGAAGAAGAAAACGUUAUAGAUCUUGACCAACAAGGGCUAGCUUUUCAUAGACCUUAUAAUCCACCCUAUGCCUCUCCAAUAGACCGACGGAUUCACAAUGGGCUCUCUGUGCGGUCUAGCAGAGCGACCUCCGCCAGAGGCGGCCUCACGGUGCAACCAGCGACAUCACGGGCUCUAGACGAGAAUCCUCAGAGUUCGGCGAUGGGAGAUAUGUCUGAACUUCAAAUACGGAUCGCAGAACUCGAGCGAGAAAGAGACCAUUUGCGAUCGACCAUUCAAUCUCAUAAAGGAGAGAUUGCCAUCGUUCGAAGCAAACAUGAGCAGUCAGCCAAGGAAUUCGAGCGCAAACUCUCGGUGAUGCAAAAGGUGCAUAGCGAGACAUUCACAAAGCAAAAUAUUGAGUUGGAGAAGGCGCGAAAAGACCGAGAGACAGUGGAGACAAAUAAUCGCUUUCUCGAACAUGACCUGGCCCAAGAGAUAGGGAGGACUAAGUCGACACGCACAACGCUCAAAGAUGUGACGAACAAUAAAGCCAGGACCUCCAACGGCUCGCCCGCUGGAACUCCGAAGAAGAACAUGAAUCGCUCUUUCGGCGACGGCUUCGAUGACGAAGACAUCGUAAUGACUUCUCCCUCAAAACUUCAGGCUAGAUCAAAACCAUCUACGCCUAAGGUUGGCGCGAAAAGGAAAAGGUCAGCUCUCGAAGUACAGAGCCCUGGCUUGCCUCUCAUCCUCAGCGAAUCGCAUCGCACUUUGAAAGCACAAGAGUCAGUUGACUCAAAUAAUGGCUCUGGUGUCGAGGCAACAGGAGUCCUCAAUCUCCGAAAGGAAGACCAUCGCUUCGAGUUCCUGCAACGAAUCAUGUCUUAUCGGACGAACGAAGGGGGUGACUUGUUUUUUGAGGCACUAUCGAAGCUAUCACUUCCCACCGCCCCCGAACAGUCUCUGACAUCUCUCGUAUGCGACAAGAUGGCCCUCUUACCUUCUGAUGGCGAUCCCAAGUCCUUUCCCGGUUCUUUCUUCAAGAUAUUACUAGGCCUGUGGGACGCGUGCCUCGGUGAACGCUACGUAGCCCCCAUCAACAUCCUUAUCCAUGCGAUGCAGUUUAUGCUUGCAUUUGAACCGCGAGAAACUCUUGCGGGUCUCGUGAAAGACCUGGUUCCAAUUGCUCUUGCUACCAUUGAUAUUGUCGCCAUACCUCUGGGCAGAUCUGCUGCCCUCGAAGAAUAUCCAGCGGAAAGAGAUAAAGUAUCUGCGAACACCACGCCUAGCCCUGAUCUCGACGUUUGGACAUGCCUUUCCUUACUACAGCAAAUGGCAAUUAGCUGCAUUCUGACUUCUACAGAAACCAUCCGCGUGUUUUGGCAGCUAGUACCACACGAUUUUGUCCUUCUCAUGCUCAUGAAAGCACAGCCCAUCUCUCACAUAAAUCUGGCACUCCAGUUGGUUUCUACUAGUGCUUUGGAUGCCAGUUUUGGUGCCAGUUCUCCGAGUGAUACGUCCGAGCAGACGAUGCGGCGGGAAACUCUGCUCUUGGAUCGUCUUACCUAUCUAUUAUUUGAAACACCCGAUUUGGAAGGUCAAGUUGGUCCAGUUGCAGUACUUGAGCUGGCAAACCUUCGCAUUGAAGUGCUGUCCACACUAUCUGCUAUCGCAGUCACUGCGCACGGGGGAGAAUCGCUGGCUCGCCAUCGGCAGGCCAUUGGACGAAUGGUACGGUAUUUGAGCGACGCAAUAGAUUCUCUAUAUGAUUUCAACCAGUCGUCACAUUUGGAAACCAUACAAGCAGUGAAUCUAUGCGUUAGGCUCUUGCAUCACAUCAUCAAGGGCUACCCCCAGAUUGUUGACAUGAAGUCGAAGCUGGAUGCUGUACAGGGCGGGACCCACAAGCAUCUUGUUGCGCUGACUAGGCUUGCCUUCAGCGACACUCUGGUACUCGAGGCGGGAAUUGAGGAGGAAGUUACCGACAUGGCUCACCAGUUGUUGGAUGAGUUCCUUAGCCCGGAAGAAGGGGAGGCACUGUGUCAGGUUUUCUCGAGUGGAAAAAGUGUGACCUGA
This is a messenger RNA of Pseudovirgaria hyperparasitica, 2244 nucleotides long. RefSeq lists its product as uncharacterized. NCBI's taxonomy places the organism in Eukaryota, Fungi, Ascomycota, Dothideomycetes, Acrospermales, Acrospermaceae. Bases 1 to 2244 code for a protein of 747 amino acids. The transcript is spliced from 2 exons. The record is from RefSeq and is a predicted model, not a curated record.